AGUUUCGUUAUUUAUUCACUGAUAAAUUGUUUAUUGUAUGAAUUCCAUUAGCUAUUUGUAUUUUUGUUCAGAUAAUAAUUAUUAGUAAAAGAACGCCACGUAAGCUAAUGAAUCAGAAUAAUAUACGAAGUAUUGUGCAUAGUCCGUUUGUAAUCCAUUUAAACUUCGAGAAGACUUGGUUAACUUGUAACAUCCAACAAUAAAUAUGUGCGGUUCUGAUAAGAAACUGGGUGAUAUCCGGGCUCUCAUACUCGUUGGGGGCUAUGGUACGCGCCUCAGGCCCUUGACGUUGAGUAGACCUAAACCACUUGUGGAAUUCGCUAAUAAACCUAUUCUAUUGCAUCAGAUUGAGGCUUUAGUGGACGCAGGAGUAACCCAAGUUAUUCUAGCAGUCUCCUACAGAGCAGAGGACAUGGAGAAAGAGUUAACGGAGCAAGUGUCCAAACUUGGUGUGACUCUCACAUUUUCCCAUGAGACAGAACCUCUGGGCACAGCCGGGCCUUUGGCAUUAGCUCGUGAAUUGCUCAGUGUAAGCCCUGAGCCGUUCUUUGUGCUGAACUCUGAUGUUAUAUGUGAAUUUCCAUUCAAAGAGCUGGCUAAAUUCCAUAGAAGUCAUGGAAAGGAAGGGACCAUAGUUGUCACAAAAGUAGAAGAACCAUCCAAGUAUGGUGUGGUAGUGUACAAAGAAAAUGGUGAAAUUGAACAGUUUAUUGAAAAACCACAAGAGUUUAUAUCAAACAAAAUUAAUGCAGGCAUGUACAUACUUAAUCCGUCAGUCCUUGAUAGAAUACAGUUGCAACCAACUUCAAUAGAAAAAGAGGUGUUCCCGUUUAUGGCUAAGGAUCAACAGUUGUAUGCUAUGGAGUUGCAAGGUUUCUGGAUGGAUGUAGGGCAACCAAAGGAUUUCUUAACAGGCAUGUGCCUAUACCUAAAUAGUCUGCGGCAGAAGGACUCGGACAUGCUGCAUGUAGGAGGCGGUGUGGUGGGCAACGUGAUAAUUGACCCAACUGCUACCAUUGGCAAGGGGUGUCGGAUAGGCCCCAAUGUGACCAUAGGACCUAAUGUAGUUGUGGAAGACGGUGCGUGUAUAAAGCGUAGUACAAUCCUUCGAGGCGCAUGCGUGCGUCAACACGCGUGGCUCGACAGCUGCAUCGUCGGCUGGAGGUCCGUUGUAGGACGCUGGGUCAGAAUGGAGAACUGCACUGUACUGGGCGAAGACGUUAUAGUGAAAGACGAACUCUAUAUCAACGGGGGCCAGGUCCUCCCGCACAAAUCCAUCGCGUUAUCUGUGCCCGAACCACAGAUUAUAAUGUAGGAGUGACAGACAAACCACAGAUAAUAUUUAAAUACCAUCACACCAAGAUAUAUUUAAUACAGAUAACAGAUGCUAGAAAAAACAGAUUGUGAGUUACAUUGUAAAGUGCCGGAUAAGAAUGAAGACCUGUUUACUGUACAGUACUGGGCGAAAACGUUUUAGGAAACUUUAUUAUAUCAAUGGGGAGCAAUCUUGGACGAAUAUACCAUCGUCCAAGGUUGCUUCCUUUUCUCCUGCACAAGUCCAUUAUGUUACCUGUGCCUGAACCACAGAUGUUGGACUGACAGAUGAACCAU
Molecule: messenger RNA, 1611 nt
Organism: Maniola jurtina (meadow brown)
Lineage: Eukaryota; Metazoa; Arthropoda; Insecta; Lepidoptera; Nymphalidae
Gene: Gmppb
Product: mannose-1-phosphate guanyltransferase beta
Exons: 7
Coding region: 206-1315 (369 amino acids)
Biological process (GO): GDP-mannose biosynthetic process; cell wall mannoprotein biosynthetic process
Cellular component (GO): cytoplasm
Molecular function (GO): GTP binding; mannose-1-phosphate guanylyltransferase (GTP) activity
Source: RefSeq, a predicted model, not a curated record